This is a messenger RNA of Diaporthe batatas, 1911 nucleotides long. RefSeq lists its product as uncharacterized. NCBI's taxonomy places the organism in Eukaryota, Fungi, Ascomycota, Sordariomycetes, Diaporthales, Diaporthaceae. Gene Ontology annotation, molecular function: oxidoreductase activity, acting on CH-OH group of donors; flavin adenine dinucleotide binding. Bases 1 to 1911 code for a protein of 636 amino acids. The record is from RefSeq and is a predicted model, not a curated record. The transcript has 3 exons.
AUGGCACCUGAAGCCAACGUAACAGAGAUCACUGCCGAUUUUGUCAUUGUCGGCGGUGGUCUGUCGGGCUUAGUUGUGGCAUCACGACUAAGCGAGAAUCCGAAUGUAACAGUUGUUGUCAUUGAGGCCGGCUUGGAUCGUCGGGGGGACCCAAGAAUCGACACGCCUGGGCUUAUGACCACGCUCUAUGACGACCCAGCGUAUGACUGGAAGCACAUCACCGUCCCCCAGAGCACGGCAAACAAUAGGCAGAUUUCUUGGCCUAGGGGUAAGGUCCUUGGUGGAACAUCAGCAAUGAACUUUUCUGCCCUUGUCUAUCCGGCAAAAAGCGAUUUUGAUAACUGGGCAACUUUAAUAGGAGAUCAGAACUGGAAGAGUGAGGGGAUCAUGCCAUACCUGAAAAAGUUCCAUGCAUACCAGAAACCUAGCCCAGAACUUAAAAAGCGUAUGAUGAUGGACUGGGUGGAUGAGGAGGCGCAAGGCUAUGAAGGUCCUCUGUCGGCUUCUUUUACCGACGAAUUAGGCCCAUUUAAUGAGGCAUGGAUGAAAACCUUUGCAAAAUUAGGUUUCAAUCUUCCCGGCGAUCCUAUUGCAGGCAAGAAGCAAGGAGUCUUCCAGAAUCCGCUAUGCAUCAACAAAGGCGUCCGGGCUUACUCGGCAUCGGCUUACUAUGAUGGCGAAGUUGCCAAGCGGCCAAACUUGACCAUCAUCACGGAUGCGCUCGCGGAGAAGAUCAUUCUGCAGAAGGCCAACGAGGACUCCAGCAUGAUUUCCGCGACGGGAGUGCAAUUUGUCGACUCAAAAGGGACGAGGCAGACUGCCAAAGCUACAAGAGAGGUCAUUGUGGCAUGUGGCGCGAUCAAGACACCGCAACUUCUCGAAUUGUCUGGUAUCGGCGCGGGCGAUCUUCUGUCAAAGCACGGCAUUGAAGUGGUUAUCGACAACGCAAACGUCGGGGAGAACCUCCAGGACCACGUGCUCGCGAGCAUCAGCUUCGAAGUCGCAAACGACUUGGUGUCUGGAGAUGUCAUGAGGAACCCCGAAAUCGUCGGUGCCGUGACGAAUCUCUAUCAAGAGACGCACACAGGGCCUUUGAGUGGCACGCCUCUCAGCUUCGCAUACACUCCGCUUGUCGGCAGUUCUGGGGUGAUCCCCCAGGCUGACGUGGAGGCACUACUACGUGACCACCUUGACGGCGUCUCUUACAACGCGCCUGGUCAAAACUUGGGGAAACAGCACGGGAUCCUACGCAAGCAACUCUUGGACUCCCGCGAAUCCAGCAUCGAGUUCAUGUAUCUUCCGCUGCAGCUAAAUGGCAACGGUUCAGAUGCGCUAACGGACAUGACGAAGCUCUUCAGCAAGUCUCAUGACGGGAAUUACAUCACCAUCGUCGCCAUGCUUAUGCAUCCGUUCUCAAGAGGCGACAUCCACAUAACCUCGGGCGAUCCAACUGAGCAGCCACGCUUGGAUCCACGAUACCUGACACACCCGAUCGACAUAGAGCUGCUCGCCCGCGCCUUGCUGUUCGUCAGGAAGAUUGCCCAAACGGAGCCGUUGGCCAGUAUGUUGAAGCCCAGCGGGCGCCAAAUACCUCCAGCGAGGGAAGAAGUACCCCGGGACUCAGGGGCAAUGGAGUCAGGUGCUCUGUAUGAGGACUUGGAAGAUGCAAAACACGUUGCUCGCGAAAGGCUGUUCACGGCCUUUCAUCCAUCCGGGACCUGUGCCAUGCUGCCUCUGGAAGAAGGAGGAGUUGUUGACAGCCGCCUUCGAGUAUAUGGGACAGCGAACAUCAGGGUGGUGGAUGCGAGCGUGUUCCCUAUUGAGCCGCUUGGCCACGUACAAUCCACAGUAUAUGCCGUCGCAGAAAAGGCUGCGGAUCUGAUAAAGGAGGACUGGGCUCGAUCUCUGUAG